Molecule: messenger RNA, 246 nt
Organism: Lentinula edodes (shiitake mushroom)
Lineage: Eukaryota; Fungi; Basidiomycota; Agaricomycetes; Agaricales; Omphalotaceae
Exons: 2
Source: RefSeq, a predicted model, not a curated record
UCCUUCAUCAGGCGUCUCCAUUUCUCUCUCAUGACCCUAGGUCCUUGGGAAGGCCGUGCUGUUGCCUUUGUGCUGGGUUGUGGCCUCGGUGUCCUGCUCAGGAUGUUUUGGGUUCUCACUGUCGUCGCCUACCGCACUGUCAGGGGCGGUAACAGUAACCAAGAAUCAUCAUACAUUGCUCUUCCCAACCGAUACGAUCCCGAAGAGGUUUUCGUCCCCCCUCCUGUUUAUAUCGUUGACGAGAAA